This is a messenger RNA of Periconia digitata, 4194 nucleotides long. The record is from the annotation of a GenBank genome assembly. Lineage: Eukaryota; Fungi; Ascomycota; Dothideomycetes; Pleosporales; Periconiaceae.
UACUUGACAUCCGAGGAUCCAAAGGUUCCCACCAAACAUUUGAACACUUCCCAUAUGGCCCCAGUCAACAUCCCUCAAGGGGGGACCCUGUGGGACCGGUUCCUACGCCUAGAUGACCCGGAUCAAUUGAGAACGCAAACACGCCGCACGCUUCUUCAAGGCCGGCAUCCUGAUCAAACCUACAUCAAUGAAUUAAUUGACCGCCCCAGAAAUUACGACAUACGUCGGCGAAUUCUGCUCUACGCUGGGCGGCAGGCUGCCGCCUCGUUCCGAAUUGCCAUCCCCAAGAAUGAAACCGAAGUACAGGAGAUAGCUGAUUCAGCUGUUUUCUAUGAGCCGUUCAACUACUGGGAUUGGGUUGGCCACUAUUACCACUUUGCGAGCCGCGAAGCCCCCCGGGACCACUCAGGAUUGACAAGUAGCCGAAAAAGGAGAUUGCUUUGGGAAAGAGAGCGAACUUUUUUUAAAAAGGACGACAAUUACCCUGGAACAGAACGCCAAAAGUGGAGACAUAUCAGACAUUACCACCCUACGCCACCACAACAGUGGGACUCGUUCAAAAGCCAAGUGGAACGACACGAAAACAAGAGGAGUGCAGUAACAAGGCUUGCGCUCGCAGGGUGGAUGGAUGGAGGUGAUCUUGAUUGGGUGGUCAAAAAUCUUCACAAUUUGCGAUUCCUCGAUCUGAGUCUCAUUAACAGCGAAUUUUUAUUAAACAGGCUGGAGGACGAAAGCCCACUUGACUCUCAAAUGAAACUUUUUCCCAGUAGCGACAACCGCGUCCGUACGCUCGCGCAAUUGUUACGGCAGCUGGACUGGCUCGGUAUUCCUGACUCUCGUUGCAUUGACGCCGAAUUUCGCAAUAUACUCAAAGAAUGCACCAAUCUCCAGACACUAUCUGUGAGAGGAUUAUACGACGGAGACUUCGAUUCUCGACUCAAUUACCAUCAUGAAAACGUAUACUUCUUCACCCAAUGGGUAGUCGAUAUCAUACCUGACUCAGUGCUGAACCUCGAGCUGCGUGUAGCCAUCGGGUUCAUGCCUCUUCUCUUGAAAUACAUACGCAAAUCAAAACCGCACGUAAAGCGCGUCGGUAUAGACUUAGGAGCGUGGGUGCAAAUGUAUCCCUUCCGGUUUCAGUCGAGGAAACCUUUGAAAGAUCUCCAAAUAGGUGAAAAGGCUCAGGAUGCGGCACAAACCGCUGUCGACGCUGUUGCGACGUUUCCCUAUGUCGAAAACGUGAAUAUACCCUCAGUGCGAGAGAUAAUCCAUUCAUCAAAUGGAGAUGUUAUCGCAGCUCAUCGGAGAACUAUUGACGCAAUAUCACAAGUCAGUCGAGACGACAACAGUAGUUUCUUCUGCGACAAAAGUGGCACGCCGUUUGAUCCCCGCGUCGCCAAUACUUCGGAAUGUGAUGGCAAAUGUAACAUUGAUGGCAUUCAUGAAGAGUUGGAUGGAAGAAAUAGAGCUACAACGCUGUCGAGGAUGCUCAGGAAACUUCAUCAUGCGUUUACGUCAGUGGAACAUAUUGAGCCCUAUGCGCUUCAACCAGAGGCAAAGGCCCGAAGUACUGACCCUUUGAAUCCGUUCACGCUCGUUCAAGAGCGAACUUACACGCAUGAGGAUCAUGGUAGCAAUUUUGACGGUCAACUCACAGAAGAGAUUUAUCGGUGGCUAGGUGCAUAUCUGAAGUGGCAGCCAGUCUUUGACUGGGACCGGCUGUUUAAUGUGCACAGAGUCGAAGAAUAUGAAGAUGUUGACGCUAGGGAUUCACCCGUUCCAGAGCAAUUAGAGCGUGUAACAUUUUGCUUCCAGAUAAUGAACAAGGCGAAGAUUCCAGUCCAUAUCCUUAUCGGUCGGCGUGAUCCUCGGAGGUCCAGCUGUUACUGGGGGUGGCCAUACACAGAGCAAGACUGGAGAGCCAAGCUUGAAGAGGACGAAGGCAACAGCAUCUUCACAGGUAAUCUGCAUCUUGCUGCGCCGUACGUGAAUACCCUGAGCGUUUUCUACGAUAUCAGGAACCCACUGGAUCGGGACCGUCUGGCAGAGCUAGAGGGAAUAGAAUCAGAAGAGAAGCUACCUGGAAACUGUCCCAAACGCAAGUGCCCGUGGGAUGACGAUCGGCCUUGUCCAUUCGGCCGAUUGCAUUCCCUAGGCCCAAGCACGCAGACGAGGGCAAGCAAGAGUGCAAUUGCACCGGAGGUAAAGCUUGCUCCGAUGUUCGAAGGAGACCCACCACCCGGUAAGAUUCCAGACCUGCAUUCUCAUGGGGACCAAGACCCAGAUCAUCACGGGCGAUCAAUGCAUGGUGUGGCUCGUAAUGCAGUCUUUGCUCGCGAAAUGUAUGGCUGGCACCGUUUCUGGAACACGAUGGCCUCACAAUUCACCGGGUUAACAAUGUUGCGUGUGCGCAUGCCACAAUACUUUGACAGAAUCUGGUCUUAUCGACUCGCGAGAUUACUCAAGCCGGAGAUUGGGUGGGAAGCUAUAUUGUAUACGAAUGAGGUGGAGCACGCACAAACCGAACUGGAUUUGAUCGAAAAAGCGGGGGGGGAUAGCUUAAGACCAGAAAAGUUUAGGCAUGAGAAGCUGAUGCAGAAAUGGUCCGCUGGACCGUUUGUCCGAAGGACGUGGGUAUGGCGAGAAUACAGCCCAGGAGAAAAAGGAACCGAUUUCGAUCCCGCUCCGCGGAAGCGUCAAAAUUGGGGGUAUCGGGUCGGAGCCUACUUUAAGACGGACAUAGAUUCUCUUGAGAAGGCGCAGGCUGAUAAAGCUAAAAAACUCGCUCAGAGAUGUGCGAAUAUCGAAGGUGGGAGGCUUGAUGAACUUUUUAUUGACCCCAGCCAAGGGCCUGGGUCCACUCGUCAAGCCCAGCAAGCAGGAGUCACCCAACCUUCCUUCACUUUCCCGCCAAUCUCUAGCGUAUAUGUUCAGCAUCUCCGUAACAUUGCGGGAGAUCAAUAUCGUGCCAUACUCCAACAGUAUGCUACGAUUGUCGAAGAGUCUCCCCAUCAUGCAUCACAUCUCUCUCUUAUGCUGCGCAGGUAUGCGUCUCGGCCCCCUCCUUAUCAUACAAUUUUCCGACGACCAGACAAUCUCUAUGUGGAAGAUAUUGGGCUGGUACCAGACCAAGUGUCUGACAAUGAAAGCACUUCCGACUCUCCGCCAGGACAGAAUGAUACAGCUUCAACGGCCACCGCGUCUGCGCAAGGACCAACAGUCCCAACCGGGCCACCUCCAGGAGGAAAUGCGCCUACACAAACGUCAACUGCUCCAAACGCACCACCAACUUCGGAAGAAAACACGAACGGUUCGGUUCAGUCUACGUCGGCGGAAAUCCCAGAUAGUCAAAACCAGUCUGCAGAACCAACAGAGGACGAGCUAGAGCCGCCAGAGAACCCAAAAAGCCCACGUAAGCGCAUACCCGACAACGAGGGUGAUGAUGCUAUAAAUAUGAAGACUUCUACGGUCGAGAGUGUGAGUAUUACCCAGGCUGCCUCCCAACUUGAAAAUCCCGAGGCAUUUGACCCUGGCACGGCCGCUAUCGCUGUCACUCAAACAACUGUCCAUGCUUCUCAACGAACUGCUACCACAGCUGCUAUCAUUAGAACUGCCGCAUCGUUGCGCUCCCCGCGAAAGAAGCCGGGAAAAGCAGCGAAAGGCACAGUGGCAAGUGGAGGAACCGAUGCACGUUUGACAACCACGGCAGACGCAGACGAGAGUGGGAAGAAAAAACCCAAAACUACAGUUACUCGAGGCAGAGAAGCUACAGACAGUGGAUCCAAUGACCCACCACCGCCCGCGCGGUCAACUAGUGCAAAAGCGCCAACGCGAAGGGGUGCUGGACGGCCCGUUAACUCUGGUGAUCCGGAGAUUGAUAAUAGUCAGUAUGCAACGGAAACGGUGGCGGUAUUGAAGCAGAGGUUAGCCAGCAGAAGUCUUACGGCGAAGGGGAACAAGCCGGAUCUUAUCAAAGCGUUAAUUGAGGAUGAUAAGGCUCACCAGGGUGGUGGGAAUGGAACCGCAAGCGGAAGUGGAAGUGAGGGUGGGACUAGUAGGAAACGUGGAGCGAAACGUGGGAAGAAAGGUGCACAGAAGCGUAGAAAGAAGAAUGCCGGCGAUGGUUAUGUUGAAGAUACGCGAGAGGAGGAGGAGGAGGAGGAUGAUGAUGAUGAUGAUGAUGGAAAUGAAUAA